Anopheles aquasalis is the source of this 1284-nucleotide messenger RNA. Its product is annotated as ribonuclease P protein subunit p40. Gene Ontology annotation, biological process: endonucleolytic cleavage in ITS1 to separate SSU-rRNA from 5.8S rRNA and LSU-rRNA from tricistronic rRNA transcript (SSU-rRNA, 5.8S rRNA, LSU-rRNA); tRNA 5'-leader removal. Gene Ontology annotation, cellular component: ribonuclease MRP complex; multimeric ribonuclease P complex. Gene Ontology annotation, molecular function: ribonuclease MRP activity; ribonuclease P activity. NCBI's taxonomy places the organism in Eukaryota, Metazoa, Arthropoda, Insecta, Diptera, Culicidae. The record is from RefSeq and is a predicted model, not a curated record.
AAUCCUCAAAAUCGCCGGUUCCAAAUGAUUGUGGAUUAAACUUUGUACGCUUAAUAUAUCGCUCUACACAAGAUGCUAUGUCCGGAGCUGUGGCGAUUUCCGCAGCCAACCUUCAGCCGAACAACGGUAACGUGUCCGAAUUGGACCGAGGGGAAAACAUCGGAUAAAAUCCGCCGGGAAAUAAGAGCACGACAGUUCAACAGUACGGUAUCGAUCAUGCUUCCUGUUUGCCAAAAAUCCGAGGUGGAUGAGUUGGAUCGAGAACUUAGAGCUACAACUCGGCCAGGGUCCUACUGCUGUUUGGUCCGGCAGUGUCCUCUGGUGGAACUACUGAGACAAGAGUUUCUUGAGGCAUUCGUCCGCCGUGGCCGUAUAUUCGCAAUCUCUGCCACCGGGCGUCUCGAGACGGACGAUUGUGUUGCCCUCACGCCAGACGGUAUUCUGUUGCUUAAUUUACACCGUGAAACGUUCCAACGCCUAGGUCUUAGCGAUAGUCUCGUGACGCAUCGAAAGGGAAAAUAUGUUGUAAAACUAGAUCUUAUGUUAACCUCCCCCGAAACAUCCGGCGGUGGGCCACGAAUAGAACGUGUUAGAGAACGCUUCGAGGCCGAAUCAUUGGCCUGCGAUUUGUUGAUCCGGUGGCUACCACCAACCGACUGUUCAACGAUGCUUGGAGUGACACCUGAGCUUACCAUAAGUCCCGCAUCGCUCGAACGAUAUCUGACGGUUGCACGGGGGCUAACCGUCGUGCAAGUUCCGGCCAUUAACUACAAACGACGCGACCUUAACGAUGAAGCAAUACCACUGUUAAGCCGUAACAAGAACGACGAAUGCUGUACCCAUGAUGAGCUGCUUGAGUACUUUGGUAUGCUCGUGCUUGACUGUGACACCGUUGAAGAAGAGUACCUGAGCGAGUAUACGCUCGAUGGGAACCGGAUUGAGAAUGAUGCUGCGACGCGUAACUGGCACAUACAGAUCAACGGAAUGGUGAGCCCGAUGGAAGUGGAAGGUCUCGUAGAUACCCUUGCGAGGUUCGUUACAAACAGAAGCAAAAGUCUGCCUCCCGAAUCUGGUGUACUUUGGGUUGGACUGCAUGUACAGUGCCACUCGAAUGUCCCUUCAAGUAGAGGUGAUCAAGGAGAGAAAGGAAUGGGAUGGAACUGUGAAAAUGCGUACACUAUCAUUAUCGGAAGCGAUGGAGCAGUGCUGUGCAGCCUAUUAGUUGGCAUCAGUGGGAAAGGAGCCACAAAAAACGAGUUACAAUAAACGAAACGAAGGCAAAGG